UUUUUUUUUUUCAUUGUUUAUUCUGCGCAACAUCAGCAUACCAUUUCAAUCACUCUCAUUCACAAUGUUCAAUUCUCCCAUCCUUCUCGACUUCAAUAAUGCAAAGAGAUCCAAAAUCACAAAAGCAUGUGAUAAUUGUCGACGACGUAGAGUCAAAUGCGAUGGUGUACCUGGAGGCUGCGGAGGAUGCAAAGCUGCAAAGACCCAAUGUGUUUAUACGACCAGCAACACAAAGCGUGGCCCACCCAAGGGUUAUGUUGAAGUGAUUGAAGACAGGCUGGGCAAAAUUGAAAACAUGCUCACCAGCAUUGUCAAAAAGAAGGCCCUUGUACCUAGUAGCUCAUCCAACAAGGGCACACCAACCCAGUCAGACGUUGAAGAUAAUAACGACGACGACGACAACAAUAAUGAUAAUGACCAUGCUAGCAUUUACUCUUCUGACCUGGUCGAAGUGAAAAAACAGCCUCCAGCUUCACCACCGCUGCGUCCAGCACGCUCUAUCACUCCAGCCAGCUCUAGCACACGCGCAGGUUCCGUAGCAAUCUCUGCAUCUUCUAUCCUUCGCCAUUCUCCUCUGGUCUCACGCAACCGGUCACUAUCAUCCUUGCUACCUUUCCCUAAUGACAAUAACAGCAUGCUAGAGUAUCCAGAUUCUGUAUCUCAGGUUGACAUGGCUACACUGACUAAAUCAUUUGACAAGUUGGGAUCAACCUCCAUUCGUACAUCCGUGCCUUUUCCAUGGCUCUCACCGGAGCAAUCCCAUCAAUAUGGACGUAACUUUCUUCAUUUCACACCACAGAGUCUGGAACCACCCCUACCUGUUUUGUUUUCACGUCCAUCAACCCCAUCCAUUUCAUCCGAUCAACAACUCCGACUCCUGAACGCGUACUUUGACCACUUCAACGUCUUUUUACCUAUUAUUCACCGCCACCAGUUUAUGAAGCAAUGGCAGCGACAGUUUUGUCCGCUCUGCUCCCCCUCCAUACACUCACGCUCACAGUCUCCUACAAGGACAAAACAACUGAAACAACAGCAACAACAGCCAUCUCCGCAAGAAGUUGAGGCCCAUAAAGAACACUUGUUGAACCCUGUGAUACCUCUUUCUCCACUUCUUCUGAAUGCACUCCUCGCAGUUGCAUCAAAAGUCCCUAUUGUCAAUCACUCAGAAGGCUCACCAACGGCCUCCAUGCACAGCCAAGAAUUUUUUGAUGCAGCCCGAUUGCUUCUCGACGAUUUCUUGGAUGUUCCGCGUGUGAGUACAGUGCAGGCAUUGACCUUAAUGUCUCAGUUUCAUCACCAGAAUCAAUGGAAGAUUACGCGGAGCAAUAGCUAUCUCGCGACGGCUAUCCGAAUGGCGCAUGAACUAGGCCUUAAUCGAGACCCAGAAAUGCUUUGUGGAGCAGAAGCUGAUGCCCUCCGAUGCCUGUGGUGGUCCUUGUUCAUCCUGGAUCAUCAAUUCUCGGCUUGGCUUGGUCUUAGCCUGCUUAUACAGGGUAAAGAAAGUAAUGUUGAACUUCCCAUGGACUUUAGUUCCUCUCCUGUGGAACUUCGUGGAUUUGUGUGCAUGGUGCGGUUAGUGAAGAUUUUGAGCAGCGUGCUACAGCACUCAUAUUCGACUCAAUCAUUGCCUCCACAGUUUGGUGGCCAUGAUUCCAUGGUAUCUUACAUCGAAGGGUCGCUAACAUCCUGGUUGAGCAAUUUGGCACCCGAUUUACGGUGGCAUUAUCCGAAUGGUGUUGGUGCUAGAAAAAGCCCACUCAAUCCCCAACAGCAGCAGGCCAUCGUCGUUGGUGUUAAACAUGCAACGGCGCUUGCCAAAGACUAUAGCGAGAUAUACCCGGCUUAUUUGUAUAUUAUGUACAAUAUGACCUUGAUCUUAUUGCAUCGACCCUACAUUGUAGGUGCGGCGGGCUCCCCUGCCGCAGCUCAAUCCAACACCAUCUGUACUGGCUCCGGGCGUGCAAUUACGGACAUUGCUCAAGGCUUGGAUAUCAUGCAUUGCUCAUAUGUAGUGAACCGCUACGCACUUUAUGCACUGUUGCAGGCUGGUGUCAUUCAUGCUAUGAAUGCAGUCUAUGAUAGACGUGGAUCCAAUGUUGCCAUGGACUACUACAAGCGGACACUACAUAUCCUGGGCAACUUUCUAACGUGCACAGAGUAUGCGGGUGGUGUUGCAGAGGGUAUCAAGGUACUUCAUAAGACAUGUCGUACGCCGAAUUCUGUCGUGUUAAAGUGUAUUGUUUUUGGCAUAUUUUGAUAAAAUACUGAUGAAUCUUUGAUCCGAUUAGAUACUGGAGCAAUUUCUGGCCACCACAUCCAAGAAUGCAGCAGAAGAUGAAUUAAAAGAAGGAGGCACCGGAGAUUUAGAAUCAUCAAUGAUAGAGCAGGAUGAAAGUCAGUCUAGUCGUAAGAGGAAACAAAUGGAUGCCUCUGCUCUCCAUGAAUCUGUUCAGAACAUGGUGAAACCUAUCCCAUAUCAGCCCCAGCUCCAGUCACAGCCUCAGCAACAGCCUCAUCUACAGCCUCAGCAACAGCCUACAGUGUGCUCCAUGUCCACUGCAACGUCAAAUGGGUUUGUUCAGUCGCCUCUUUUGACAACGACUACACUUUCAAUGAUGGCAUCCCCCAAACCGAUUGCUGUCAUUGGUUCGCAACCCCCCUACAUGUACAGCCUUAACCAAUCAACGCCAGCGAUGGAUC
Molecule: messenger RNA, 2700 nt
Organism: Lobosporangium transversale
Lineage: Eukaryota; Fungi; Mortierellomycota; Mortierellomycetes; Mortierellales; Mortierellaceae
Product: fungal-specific transcription factor domain-domain-containing protein
Exons: 3
Coding region: 65-2257 (730 amino acids)
Biological process (GO): DNA-templated transcription; regulation of DNA-templated transcription
Molecular function (GO): DNA-binding transcription factor activity, RNA polymerase II-specific; zinc ion binding; DNA binding
Source: RefSeq, a predicted model, not a curated record